ACUAAAACAAAAACAAAAUUGCAACAAAAAAGCCGCUGGCGACAGUUUCUCAUCACGUAGACGCGAGCAUGGAAAUUAUGUAAAGCAGCAUGCCGAAUUGUAUACAAAUAAGUCAGAGCGUGUGCACUCGUGAAUAGUGAUAGAGCGUACAGAAAGAAGCAGCUGGAAGUGUGGAAAAAAAUAAAAUGGAAAUAAAAUAAAAAAAAUUUGUUAAAAAUAAGAAGAAUUUAUUUCGCUAAGCAGCGAUAAGCGGCUGAAAUUGAAAUUCACGAGCAAUUUUGCAGCAAAAAAAUUAAAAAAAAACAAUGCAAAUUUAAUGUGAUAAAAAAUAAAGAAAAAAGAUGCAGGCGGCAGCGAAAAAAUAUUGAAAAAAAUCAAAGCCGAAAAUUUUAUAUUUAUUUCAAUUUUUUUUUACCAAAUUACAACUUUAAUAUUUUUAGUGCUACGAUACACUGGAGAACAUGUGCAAAAUUAAUAUUUUACAUAAAAUAAAUGUGAAAAAAGUGUAGCGGAAUAAACAAAUGGAAAGUAUGUGAGUGCAAAAUCUGUGCAAUGUGUGUGCGAUGAAAGCAGGGAAACGAAAGAAAGCAAUAAAAAAUCAAAAGCAAUCACGAAAAAGCAAGCAAAAAUUCGCAACAAAACGCGGUAAAGUGCAGUAAAUAAAAAAAUAAAUGUCAAAAAGUAAAAUUUAAGUAAGCAGCAAGUACGCAACCGGAAAACUGCAUGCAAAGCAAAAUUGUGCAAAUGAGCUGGGAAAUUAAAGUGCAAGCAGAAAAGGUGAAAUUUCGUAGCUUGUGAAAAAAUUUUGAAAAAUUCUGAAAAAUUAAACUAAAAUGCAAAUUAAAUACUUAAACAAGGAAAGUUAAAAUCAAGUAAUGUAUGGAAAAUAAUAGUUGUUGUUGUAGUAAACAAGAAAGCAGCAAAAUCGGGCGCAAAGUGCCAAUUAGACACCUGGAGCUGGAGCUCCUUAAGGAUUCACACCGAGAUUUCUCUGAUUUGCUGGGCAUUUAUUAAAAAAAAAAGUUAUGACAAAAGGAAAAAUUAAGAAACUGCAAUAAAAUCUUAGCAACUGAAGUAAUAAUUGCGGUUUAAUAAGUGUAUUAGACGGUGGCUGUAGCAGCGAACUUCAAAUAUGAGUUUGAAAAAAAUUCAAAAAAAUUAAAAUUUACUAAAUAGAAAUUAGUAACGAAGAGGAAAGUUAUGGAAAUCAAGAAAAAAUAAAUUUCCAUAAAAAUAAUACAAGCAACAACAACAAAAAAAUUGAUAUUAGCACACUAAAUCAUCAGCGCUGCAGUAAAAGAGCGAAAAAACGACGCAAAAAAUAUAUUUUUAAGAUGCAACAACAAUAAUAAGAAAACACAAUACAAAAUAGUUUUAAAUGCAACAACAAUAACUAAAAAGCACAAUACAAAAAUUUAACAAAAUAGUCCAACAACUUGCCGCAACUCCACAAAUAUUUAGCAAUAUUAACGACAAAAGCCAUAAAAGUCGGACAACAGCAAUCAGCAGCACAAAUCAACUUUAAGCAUGCAGCAAUCAGCAACAACAACAACAACAACAUAUUAACAACAAACGCACCAAACAACAACGGCAUUACAAAGAAACGCUGCAGACGCUGCGACCACAAGACAACAACCUGAACACACCGACAAAUUACAACAUUAGCAACAACAACAACAACAACAACCAGCAGCGAACAUUGCAACAUAAUCAGCAGCAAACGUGAAAAUUCUCAACAACAAAGAUACACAGGCCAACAGCAGCACCAUCACUACCCCCGCAACAACAAAAUCAACAAUAACAACCCACAUACCCACCAACAUAACAACAACAAGCACACCAAUUUCAACAGAAAUUGCAAUUGCUGCCACAAGCGCACCACACACGCCAACCACAACCGCGACUACAACUGCCGCUACAACAACAACAGCACACCAAACGCAACCGCUGCUGAAGGCGACCAGCAAAGUGAAGCAGAAAGUGCGCAAAAAGAAGCAAAUCACAUUUAAUUCAGAGCCAGUGACAGCAAGCCCAGCGCCGCGCCACGGCCACGGCCACGCCUACACCCACGCUGUACUAGCUACGGCGGAGGCGGCUGCCACACAACAGAAGACUGAACGAUUUGCAAAAUCACAAACAGCAGCGUGCAUCGGCGCACCGGCAAUCACGACGGUCGCACCGACACGUGCGCUGGCGGCAAGAGCGGAGCGCAAAGGUGCGACCGCGACGCAGGUGAGGACGGCAAGAGCGCAGCCGCCGGCGGCUGCCAUUGCCAGUCACACAACACUUACAACAAAUACCACCAACACAACAACAACAGCAAACAAGACUGCAACCAACACACAGUCACAGGCGCAGCGGUAUCCGCCGCCAGCGCCACCCGCGCACACCGCCCAACAACAACAAACACAAACUCAACAACAACAGCAGCAGCAACAAACCUACCAUAUACCAAGCAUUCCGAGCUUUAAGCCAGCGGUGAAACGCUUGAGUAGCGGUAGCAUUGGCAGCAUUGGCGCCACCAUCAGCGCCGCCAGCGGUAUCAAGGCGACACGCGCGCGCUUAGCACAUUUUCUGAAAAUCCAAUCGCCCAGCGCGCGUAAAGCACGCGCACGCCGAAAAUCGUCUACGCCCUCGGCAGGUUCGCUGAUUGUAGUUGAUAUCGCUGGUGCAGCGGCUGGUGGUCGCGUUGGCUUGAUCGAGGGUGGUGGCGGUGGCGGCAAAGCGGCGGCUGGUGUGCCCAUUACAACCGCGCCGACCAGUGGAUUUGGUGCUGUGCCGGCAACAUUAGGUGCAGGUGCUGGUGGUGAAGCUGGUAACGCGGGUGCUACAGUAGGUGUUGACACGGCAGCAGCCGGUGCGGACGGUGCAACAGCGACAGCGUCGGCAACGUGGUGUGGUGGUGUUAAUUUUUUGGUGUAUAUGGUGUGCUCAUUCUGUUGUUGUUGCUAUAAUUUUCGCAACUCACCAACAAGCUUCGAUGUAGAAAAUGGCCAAGGCGCUAGAUCACCGCUUGAAGGCGGCUCACCAAGCGCCGGCUUGGUACUGCAAAAUCUUCCACAACGUCGCGAAUCGUUCUUGUAUCGCUCGGAUUCCGACUUUGAGAUGUCGCCAAAGUCGAUGUCACGCAACUCAAGCAUUGCAAGUGAAAGGUUUAAAGAGCAGGAGGCCUCUAUCCUGAUUGACCGAUCCCAUGGUGAGGAUCUUAUUGUGACACCAUUUGCCCAAAUUUUGGCCAGCUUACGUUCGGUGCGCAACAAUCUCUUAAGUCUGACAAAUGUACAAGCAUCCAACAAAUCCAGGCGCCCAACACAAUCGUCCAGCGUGGGACGUGCAUCCACAGCCGGCGUUCAAUUGGUCCAAGGCGAUGAAUCCUACACACGUUUGGCCACAGACACCAUCGAGGAGUUGGACUGGUGUUUGGACCAACUGGAGACCAUACAGACACAUCGCAGUGUAUCGGACAUGGCAUCGCUCAAGUUCAAGCGUAUGCUCAAUAAAGAAUUAUCACACUUCAGCGAGUCGAGCAGAUCUGGCAAUCAAAUAUCGGAGUAUAUUUGUUCCACAUUUUUGGACAAGCAACAAGAACUGGACCUGCCAUCGAUGCGCGGCGACGACAACCCCGACCAACACAAUAUGCUUACCCAGCAUCAGCGUUCCCGUUCGCCACGUGGUCCGCCGAUGUCACAGAUAUCGGGCGUGAAACGACCACUCUCCCACACGAACUCUUUCACCGGCGAACGUCUGCCCACAUUCGGUGUGGAAACAGUGCACGAGAAUGCGCUCGGCACACUGCUCGGCGACGUCGACACGUGGGGCAUUGACAUAUUCAAGAUUGGCGAUCUGAGCGCCAAUCGUCCGCUCACCUGUGUGGCAUACACCAUAUUUCAGAGUAGAGAACUACUGACCAGUCUUAUGAUACCACCGAAAACUUUUAUUAAUUUUAUGACUACUCUGGAGGAUCAUUAUGUUAAAGACAAUCCGUUUCACAAUUCACUGCAUGCGGCUGAUGUGACACAAAGUACAAAUGUACUGCUCAAUACACCAGCGCUGGAGGGCGUAUUCACAUCGUUGGAAGUGGGCGGAGCAUUGUUUGCUGCUUGUAUACACGAUGUUGAUCAUCCUGGUUUAACGAAUCAAUUUUUAGUUAAUUCAAGUUCCGAAUUAGCCUUAAUGUAUAAUGACGAAUCUGUUUUGGAAAAUCAUCAUUUAGCAGUUGCCUUUAAAUUAUUACAAAAUCAAGGAUGUGAUAUAUUCUGUAAUAUGCAAAAGAAACAACGCCAAACAUUAAGGAAGAUGGUUAUCGAUAUUGUCCUCUCCACAGACAUGUCAAAACACAUGAGCUUGCUGGCCGAUUUAAAGACUAUGGUCGAGACGAAAAAGGUCGCCGGCUCCGGUGUGCUAUUGCUGGACAACUACACCGAUCGCAUACAGGUGCUCGAAAAUCUGGUACAUUGUGCCGAUUUAAGUAAUCCAACCAAACCGUUGCCAUUAUACAAACGCUGGGUCAGCCUACUUAUGGAGGAGUUCUUUUUGCAGGGCGAUAAAGAACGUGAAUCGGGCAUGGACAUUAGUCCUAUGUGUGAUCGUCAUAAUGCCACAAUCGAAAAAUCGCAGGUCGGAUUUAUCGAUUAUAUUGUGCAUCCAUUGUGGGAGACAUGGGCCGAUCUGGUGCAUCCCGAUGCACAGGAUAUACUUGAUACGCUUGAAGAGAAUAGAGACUAUUAUCAGAGCAUGAUACCACCAUCACCACCACCAUCGGCGGCCGACGAUCAACCCUCCGACGAUAAGAUACGAUUUCAAGUAACACUUGAAGAGUCCGAUCAAGAGAAUCUAGCCGAACUGGAAGAGUGUGAUGAGAGUGAGCAUAACAAACCGGAAGCAGCAACUGUGACGACGGCUGCGGGUGAGCACAAGCCGUCGGGGAGUGAGAAUCAAAGCCAUCACGGUGGAAUGUGACGGAGAGUAGCGGGACUAUGUAAGAAAAUCACCGAAAAGGCGCAAAAUUUUUUGCUAAUACGUUAGUAACAAACCAACUACAAGCAGCUAGUGAAAUAAAUAACUAAAAUAAAAAUGCCAAAAAACACAAAAAAACCAAAAAAAAAAAAAAUAAAAUAAAAUUUAAAAUUUAUAAAAAAAAAUGCAAUUUUUUGCAAAAAAAAAAACACACAAAAA
Molecule: messenger RNA, 5175 nt
Organism: Bactrocera neohumeralis
Lineage: Eukaryota; Metazoa; Arthropoda; Insecta; Diptera; Tephritidae
Gene: dnc
Product: cAMP-specific 3',5'-cyclic phosphodiesterase
Exons: 12
Coding region: 2923-4959 (678 amino acids)
Biological process (GO): signal transduction
Cellular component (GO): cytosol; nucleus; perinuclear region of cytoplasm
Molecular function (GO): 3',5'-cyclic-AMP phosphodiesterase activity
Source: RefSeq, a predicted model, not a curated record